AAACACACACUUAGGAUCCAAGCAUGCCACCACAGCAGAGCUAGGUAUCCGCCUCUCCUCCCCCAAAGUCACCACAGGCGCAGCAGCAGCAGCAGCGGCAGCAGCAGCAGGCUUCCCCCGUCCCACGGAGCCUCCGCCGAGUGAUGCCACUGCUGCAGCGGGAGGAUCAUCGCGCAGCCACCGCGUUUAUUACCCUCGCCUGCCGGAGGACCAAACAGCACCACCGCGGCCUUUGACAGCAGCGGAGAAAGCCACCCCCCACCCCCCUCUCCCGCCCCCCCUCUUUCGGCUCUUCUCCCAUCCCGUCUCCAGGAUGUCCGACAGCAGCGCCAGCCCCGCGGACCGGGUGAUCAAAUCGGUCCCCUUCCCCCUGGCCCACCGCCUCACCAUGAAGGAGGUGUUUGACUCGGAGGGCCGGCCACGGGUGGACCUGCUCAAAGCUCAUCUCACAAAGGAGGGCCGGCUGGAGGAAGCUGUGGCCCUGCGCAUCAUCGAUGAGGGCGCCGCCAUCCUGCGCCAGGAGCGCACCAUGUUGGAUAUUGAGGCGCCAGUCACGGUGUGUGGAGACAUCCACGGCCAGUUCUUCGACCUGAUGAAGUUGUUCGAAGUGGGAGGCUCUCCUGCCAACACACGCUACCUCUUCCUUGGGGACUAUGUGGAUAGGGGCUACUUCAGUAUCGAGUGUGUGCUGUACCUGUGGUCACUGAAAAUCCUCUACCCAAAGACGCUUUUUCUUCUACGAGGAAACCAUGAAUGUAGACAUCUGACAGAAUACUUUACCUUCAAACAAGAAUGUAAGAUCAAGUACUCGGAGCAGGUGUACGAUUCCUGCAUGGAGGCGUUUGAUUGCCUUCCUCUGGCGGCGCUGAUGAACCAGCAGUUUCUCUGUGUGCAUGGGGGGCUUUCACCGGAAAUCCACACGCUGGACGACAUCAAGAAGUUGGACCGAUUCAAGGAGCCCCCGGCGUUCGGGCCCAUGUGCGACCUGCUGUGGUCCGACCCCCUGGAAGACUUUGGCAAUGAGAAGACCCAGGAGUAUUUUGGCCACAACACAGUUAGAGGCUGCUCCUACUUCUACAGCUAUCCUGCAGUGUGCGAGUUCCUACAGACCAACAACCUGCUGUCCAUUAUCAGAGCGCACGAAGCCCAAGAUGCUGGAUACCGCAUGUACAGGAAGAGUCAGACUACAGGCUUCCCCUCCCUCAUCACCAUCUUCUCUGCUCCCAACUACCUGGAUGUCUACAACAACAAAGCGGCGGUGUUAAAGUAUGAGAACAAUGUGAUGAACAUCCGUCAGUUCAACUGCUCUCCGCAUCCUUACUGGCUGCCUAACUUCAUGGACGUCUUCACGUGGUCGCUGCCCUUCGUAGGAGAAAAAGUGACGGAGAUGCUGGUCAACGUCCUGAGCAUCUGCUCAGACGAUGAACUCAUGGACGGAGAGGAAAUCUAUGACGCCAGUGCAGCAGCAGCAAGGAAAGAGGUUAUCAAGAAUAAAAUCCGUGCCAUCGGGAAGAUGGCCAAGAUGUUCUCUGUGUUACGGGAGGAGAGCGAGAACGUUUUAACCCUGAAGGGACUGACUCCCACAGGCAUGCUGCCCAGUGGGGUCCUGUCCGGGGGCAAGCAGACCCUGCAGAGUGCUACCAUUGAGGCCAUUGAAGCUAUCGAGACAGUUAAGGACCCUGAAGCCAUUCGAGGCUUCUCUCCGCAGCACCGGAUCAGCAGCUUCGAGGAGGCCAAAGGUCUGGACCGGAUUAACGAGAGGAUGCCGCCUAGACGCGACGCGGUCAACAGCGUGGGCCUGUCGAUGGGCCGCAUGAACAUGGGCGAACCCAACGGCACCGACAACAACAGCAAUAUCCAGUGAUCGUCAGAAAAAAAAACAAACAAAAAAAACUUUCCCACCUGCCUGCAGUCUCUACAGUGAUAUUUAUCCAGUCGUGUACAUAGGCAUAUAUACACCAGAACAAGUCAUCGCACAUUUAGUAGACAAAAUCACACACUACACUACACAGACAUGAUUAUAUAUAGCCCCUUCCCUGAUGCCCACAGCUGUUAUUUAAAGGCAUGACAUAGCCGGACUUUACCACAGAGAGGCUUUGGGGAGGGGGUUCUUUCCUGAACUGAUCAGCCCGGUUCUUCAGAACCGAGACUCCCCUGUACCUGCACAACAACAGGAGAGCAGAUCAGGACUCUGAAGAGAGCUGCUGCGGUUUGCCGUGUGUUUUGGGGGACGGUGUCAGCGUGAUGUGCCUGCGUCGCUAUGUGUGUGUGUGCUGUGUGUUGGGGUGGGGUGGGGGGUGGGUGCGGGCGGGGAAGGGGGGGGUUGAGAGAUGGCGAUCAAGGCUGGAAACAUUUGAAAUAAAAGGAGUCUCUUCCUUUCUUUUUUUCUGUGUGGAUCCAACAACUGAUGGGGAAGUGGGUCUGGGAGGAUAUACCUGCCAUGCACUAACACCUGUCUGUGAGAAUUAGAUUGAAAAGGUUUUUUUUUUUUCAUGUUUGGAGCUCGCAUCAAGAGAGUCAAUUUAAUGGGUUUAAGAGAUGAUCUCAGCUGUAUUCAAAUCAGAGCCCUCGCUUUCCUUUACCUCUGCGAAUGGUGUUUGCUUCUGUAGGUGUUCUCCUCUUAUAGUCAGGUGGAGGAUUCCCACCCCUCAAUCCCCUCAAUCAGAGCUCUGGUUUCCCAGCCAAGUUGGCUCCCAAGAAAGGCUUGAAGACGGGCUCAUGUAUGAGCAACCCCCCCCCAAUUGUUGCAUAUAAAUACAUAGAGGUUUAUCACAAGGUACAAGAUGCAGUAUAGUAGAAGAAGAAUGCUUUAUAUAAGUGUGAGGGGUUAAAAUGUGAAGUCAUGCCCUCCGUCCUCUUUCUGCAUCCUCCUUUCUUGCCAUGUUGCCGCCUGCUGCCAAACAGCAGCCAUGGCCGGGACUCGCUGGCCUUCAAAGCAGGAAGUGAUCUUUCAGAGGAAAACAGACUCUUCUGGUGAAGGAAGCAGCCAAAGCAGAGAGCAGAAGUCAGAGGAAAAGGUCUUUGUAAAGCAUUUAUAUUAAAGCAUCAAUGCAUGCACAGUUAAGUUCUUUGAUAAUAUGUGAAGAGUAUAUUUGUGCUAUGUGUUUGGCUAUGGUAGGAACUUUUUUUUUCUUCUACUGGGUUUUUUUUGGCUAAUAUAAGCAAACAGAGGUAAGAGGAAACGUUUAUUUUGUAUAUAUUGUUAACUUAAUUUAUUUUUUCUAUUAUUUAGAGUGUUCUCUUUCUUUUUUUCACAACUUGUGUUCUUGGGUUCGUUUUGGACGCUGUACAGAAUGACGGUACGCUUCAAUUCAGAGUGUCAAGUCCACUUUUUCUCCUACUUUCUUCGCCAUUGUACAGGAGUUGUUUUUAAAUGAUAAACAUAAAUAACGAAUAUUAAACUAGCAUCGAUGAAUGACCAUCCUAUAUACCGAGGCACAGGCAUCCAGGCAGCCGAAAAGCAUGAUUGCAUGGUUGAAAUUUGCGCUGUUGAAAAACAAAAAAGCAGCGAACACAUUUUACCAGAUGAGCCGGUGUGUCACAGUUCAACGGAAAAAUAUGUUCUCUCUUUCAUCAUUGAUGAUUCCUCUUGUUAUUUGAUGAUAUUUAUGAUUAUUAUGGUUCUAUUUAUUAUGGACAUUAUUCUUAAUAUGUAAACUCGCUCUCUCUCUCUCUGCUGGUUGCUCUUCAUGUUGCGUUGCUCCUUGGUUGAUCUUGUGCUUCUUUGGGUGAGGUGAACCCCCCUGGGAGACCCUGUGCCAUAGAAAUUGUGCCACGGUUCAGAAUCUUUUUCUAUCUACUCAAAUUUGUUUAUUUUUUUCUGCUGGUUCUUUUUGUUCUGUUUAUCUUGUUAAGUUAUUGUAUGGCUCUUUUUUCCUUCUUUAUUUCUUUACAUUUUUUUUCAUUUUUUUGUUAGUUUUUUUUCUUUAUUCAUUUCUUUUGUUUAUUUCUUUGUUUUUGUUUAUUUUUUGAGUUACUCUUGAUUAUUAAUUGUAACAUUUGUGUUUUUGUUUAUUUAUUUCUUUCAUCUUUUCUUUCUUUUGUUUUUUUGCUGAUUCCCCAUGCACUAACACUGUAAGCAUGACCCAUGGGACGAUCCACUUUUUUACUCUUGAAUAAAAUAUGCAUGAACCUUUA
Messenger RNA from Cyprinodon tularosa, 4137 nucleotides. RefSeq names its product protein phosphatase 3, catalytic subunit, beta isozyme (gene ppp3cb). The record is from RefSeq and is a predicted model, not a curated record. The coding region runs from base 314 to 1864 and encodes 516 amino acids. Gene Ontology annotation, biological process: calcineurin-NFAT signaling cascade. Gene Ontology annotation, molecular function: calmodulin-dependent protein phosphatase activity; calmodulin binding. Gene Ontology annotation, cellular component: cytosol; calcineurin complex; cytoplasm. NCBI's taxonomy places the organism in Eukaryota, Metazoa, Chordata, Actinopteri, Cyprinodontiformes, Cyprinodontidae. The transcript is spliced from 14 exons.